Messenger RNA from Camelina sativa (false flax), 685 nucleotides. NCBI's taxonomy places the organism in Eukaryota, Viridiplantae, Streptophyta, Magnoliopsida, Brassicales, Brassicaceae. The record is from RefSeq and is a predicted model, not a curated record.
GGGAGAUAAAGAGAACCUUCUCAGAAGCUGUAAUCAUCUCCAUUUUUAAGUUAUAUAUAAAAGGGUCACUAACCUCUAUCUUAUGUCUAUAUAAACAAAGGGUGCAUGUCUCGUAUCUGCAUCACAUUACAUAUAUAAUCUUUUUUGUAGUUGUCUAUCACUUUUUCUACACAACAUUCUUUCAUUUACAAUAUGGGUGUAAUAUUAGAAGGACAAAGAAAGGAAUCCAUUUGGGUUUCAAUGAGAAGACAAAGGGCUCGAAGGGCACUUGUGAAGAAGAUCAUGAUCCGACCGAGGAAAAGUCUAGAAGCUUCUAGAAGACGGUAUCGUGCCAUUCAUAGACGAGUCAGGACGUUGAAAGAGCUUGUUCCGAACACCAAAACAUCAGAAGGUUUGGAUGGACUUUUCAGACAAACGGCAGAUUAUAUUUUGGCUUUGGAAAUGAAAGUGAGGGUCAUGCAGACAAUGGUUCAGGUUUUGACCGAAACCGACUGUGUUUUAAAACCUUCAUAUAAUUUUUUGUAAAGGCUUGUUGGAUUUUACGGGUUUUUAGUUUUUAUUUGUUCGUGUUUUCAUUUUUAUCAUCGUGUGAUUGUCGAAAAGUUAAUUUGGUUUAUGUUGCUGAUGUGACACCGCCAAAAAAAAAGUUAUUGAAAAUCAAGAUAUAUGGUAUAUUUUAUGCUUA